Messenger RNA from Auanema sp. JU1783, 2460 nucleotides. The record is from the annotation of a GenBank genome assembly. NCBI's taxonomy places the organism in Eukaryota, Metazoa, Nematoda, Chromadorea, Rhabditida, Rhabditidae.
AUGAGUGAUGAUUAUGUUAAUCGAGCCGUCGACAUCAAGCAGUACGUUGAGGACAGAGCUGUCCAAGUUGCUCAACUCCUUGAGAUGGUCAACAACUCUCGACUCGUCAGUGGAGAAGUCACGAAAGGUCCCAGAACUGCGGCUCAACGAUUACCCAGGCAUAUGAGAAGGAGAGCUAUGGCUUACGAAAUCCGGCGUUUCCCUAAAGGUCUCCGAUCGUUUGCCUCAGCUCAUGUGAAGCUUUCCAAGCAUAGAAAGAAACCCCCUAGUAGGUUUUUUCGUAGAAGGCCCACUAAUCUCUUACAAAAUUAUAUAAGAAGAAACAGAUCUAAAACAUGGCUAGAAACCCAUAUAUGGCAUGCGAAACGAUUCUAUAUGAUAGACAGAUGGGGUUAUCGUUUACCUGAUAGAAGUUUCCAACGCAACUUUAGGCCAUGUUAUAGAGAUGCAAUAAGACAUUGCUCUAUUCGAGACAAAAGUUUUUUGAAUUGCAUGACUAUAUCACAUUCAUCCCAAGAAGAGCUGAUGAACUUACUGAAACCCUUGUUUGAUAAUCGUGCAAGUCUAACUGUUGCUGCGAAAGCUGCAUUGAAUUGUCAAACUGAGAUCUCUUCCAUGUUGUAUGAACCCAACAAGUACCCACAAGGUUUCAUUGGACCCUGUCGUUUACAAUGGGUGCAAGCUGGCGAAACCGCAACAUUGGUUCUUUGGGUUCACCCACUUUGCAGUGAUCAACUUAUAAACCAUUUAACAUCCUUAUUAGGGCUUUCUAAAGUUGAAACGAACGAGGAGCCUGUGGACCUUGCCUCUAUCACGACUAAAGAAGAUUGGAGACUCAAAAUUAUGAAGUUCCAAACAGUAACAUAUCGAAAUGAGGAGAAGGGAAUAGUACUGAAUGAUUUGAAAGAUCAGAUGGUUAGACUACGUUUAUACGGUCCCUAUGCUUUGCCUGUCUUAUCUCAGACGCUUAAGCUAGUUGAUAUCCCUUAUUCUACUGGUUAUGAAGAAAACCAUAACCAAUGGCGCUCCUAUUUUUCUAACAUGAAAUGCGGAGAGCUUAAAGAUGGAGCAGUUUUCACGCUACUUGUUGAAGAUCCGAGAACCGCUCGACCACAAAAAAGAACUGUGCCUGAAGAACAUCUGCUUGAAUCUCUAAAACCUGCAGAAGUUUCUAAACCCAAUCCAGGUUUAUGGUCGUUGGAUGGACGAAUUGAAGUUUUAGAGAAAAGGCUGACUGAUUCGGAGAUGAAACAGCUCAACGGCAAAACUGUCGGGAACACUCCGGAGACACCGGCGAAAAUUCCUGUGCAGAUUGUGAUUCGAAAUACUGGUUCUGGAUUCAGUGACACUCUGACAGGCUGUGAGCUGAUAACUCCUUCUGGAUUUGGUCUCGAUUUUUGGGUAACUGCGCAGUACUUCACUGCACAUGCCUCAGGAAAUCGUGAUGACGAAGCUGCUCAUUUGGAAUCUAAAAGACUCUCUUUCCCAGCCGAUUCUUUCGAUUGCAAAGCGGGAUUUGAAGACUUGAAAAGGAUUCUCAAAGAAUCUGAGGAAAAAUACUUCAAAAGGCCUCAUAAUCGAAGAGUUGAUUAUUGGGAGAAGCUUUCUGUCAAGUUUCCCUUUUCGUACUCAUUCGAAGAACUUACCAAAGAAUGGCUAGCGGAAAAGAAGAAAGAUAAGAAAGAUCAGGAACCGUAUGUUUUGCGUGAUCGCAGGAUUUUGAGAUCUCUUGAGCAAUCUGUACUGAAAGGAAACAAAGUACCAGACGAUGUUACUUCUGAACACGUUAAUUCCUUAGUCCCAGUUCGAUUGGAGUGCAUAGCUCGAGGAAAACCCAAGAAGUUUGGUUUGAUAUGUCUGCCACGUAAAGAGGACAUGGAAAAAGUGAGACGAAGGCAUACAAUUGGUCCUGUUAUAGUGGUGCAGCCAGCAAGGCACACAGAAACAGAAGAAGUCUCAAACGGAGAUGAAGCUAUGGAAUGUGCACCGUCUGAGGUCGAUGUCAAAGAGAGUAAGAAGAAAUGGCAAGAUGACAUGUGGAAAGGAGUAGUUUCUACGGAUCCAUCGACACGAGAGAAACCAAUCAAUAUGAAGAUGCUAUUCCCAGAUAAAAUAAUUGUUGAUAGGAGGGUCAAGAGAAGACUGUUGAACAAGAAAAAGAAGGAUUGUGCAAAAAGAAGGAAGGUUGAGAGGUUAUCGCGUCUGAAACGAUUGGAAGAAGAGCGUUUAUCAAAAGAAUCGGUUACGUAUAAGGACUCUGCGAACAGGUUAACAAUCGGUCGAAUAGUCAGAGGAGAUUAUUCGUUCGCCUCAUCUCAUGGAUAUGCCUUGGGUUAUGUUCCUCUGGCAGUGUUACAAGAUGUAGUAGAUGUAAAUAAUGUUGUGCUGUUAAGGAAUUCUACCUCGAAAUACUAUCAUCCAGCGAAGUUGUCAAUACUGACCGAUAUGUGCGAAUUGUAA